AUGUCUUAUCCCCAGGACUCUCCCUCCAAAGGCAAGGAGAACAAGCAGCUCCCAGGCUCCUCCUCUGCCAUGAGUUCAACCGUGGAUGCUGCCAUUGUUGCUGUUGCCUCAGUGCAACUGGAUGAUCCAAAAUUGCACGCCAUAGGCUCGCACAUCGGAAUUACGCAGCCCCAGCCUAAGGGGUCCAUUCCUUCUUGUCACCGUCGUCGUCGUAGUCACCGUGGUUCCCAAUCUCGCGCCGAUGUCUUUCAUCAGGAUAAGAUUACCCCCCAGCCUAAUGGUUUUUCAGAGCCACCUGGGGAGAAUCUUUCCUCUUCGGCUUCUACUCUCCCUCUGCCUCCUUCUUCGCUCUCUCAUCAGCAUGCCUUCAAGGACGUGUUGCGACCCCCACUUUCUGGUUCCAACGUGUCAGACAAUAUAAGAGAGGCUGUUGAUGUUGAUGGUGUUGAAAAAAGAGAUCAUAAGACUAUCGUGGCAUACAACCCCGCUCAGUCAUCAUCGUCGUCAUCGUCCCACAACCGUGGACUGAUAUUGCCACCGAUUCCACACCCAGACCCGUACUACCCAAGGCGUCUACCGAUGCCGUCGGACGCGAACACCAGCAGUCGAGGACCCGAGCUGGCCCCUCCCGAGCCCGAGCCCGAGCCCAAGACAAUCCAAACGACAUUCGUCGAUGUCCCCGCUCACACCGCGAAAUGUGAUCUAUGCAAUAAUCGCAACGUGACUGGCAUGUCCCGCUGCCUGUCCUGCGGCUGGCAGUCGUGUCACAAAUGCACGGAGAGGACUGGAUACACGCGCUCUCAUCGGGCCGGCGGCGAUCUUCACGAGGCACCAAUAGAUGCGAGCCAGCUUGAGUUUAAAGUGCCGAAGUCGCGGCCUAGACAGAGGAAACGGCGACAGAUGCGCAUCAAUGCUGUAGCUCAGCGGGUGUGCGGUCAUGAUGGACGGGGUGGUAAUGAAAAUAUGAAGGUAGAUGAUGGUCGGAUUGAUCCGAGUCGGAGCAUUGCUAGAGAUCGGGGUACAAGACAUGCCACUCAGAUCGAGCCCAGCCUGCCCCAACGUGGUCGCUCUGAAGUCGGGGCAAUGAACCAAGCGAGUCAAGUUGAUAUCGGUCGUGCUAGACGCGGUGGCGCGCGAAGUGAAAGACCAAACACCACUCAAGCCGAACCGAGCCAGCACAGACGCAGCCGUGGUAGAGAUGAGAGAGUGAGCGGCGGAACUCUAACUGGUCCAAGCCAGCCUCGACUCAGUGGUAAUAGAGCCGAAGAAACAGAUGAAGUGAGUCAACUCCAAUCCAGACAGUCUAGGCGCCAUCGUGCAAGAGACGACAAAACAAAUUGUGCCUUUCCAGCUGAUCCCCGCCAGACCAGACGCAGUCGUGCCAAAGAACAGGAAACGAGUGGUGUCAGUAUCCGCAGUCUAUCCCGAUUCAGCCGUGCCAGAAAACGGAUUGAACAGGAUCCAAGCUUCCACCGAUACACCGACUUGACGUCGCGGAGCAACAUGACCCGCCCAACUGCGAGAGCGGGCUCAACACACCUGGCAACCAGCACCCAGCUCCAUCCCGGCCCCGCAGUCCCUGCUGUCGACCAUGCCUUGGAGAACACCAGAGGGACGGACAGUGGCCUUGGAUGCGCAGAGGCUUUGUAUGCGUUCAGCAACGAGGCGCUUGCAACUCCGGGCGAUGACAGCGUAGACGACGCGUCAAAUCAUGGUUCUGACUUCUCUCGUGUUCAUCGGUUUGCCAUGGAGCAGGUCAGGCUCGCUGUUGAGCGGCACAAGCGAAAGAUUUCAAAGAGUGACGUGGGGAAUUUCGACGUGAGAGGCUGCUAAUGACGCGUCCGGGCCACCAGACCUAAGAAAUUAUCCCAGGCAUGGUAGCCCGGUCGCUGUUCUCUUGGUUUCGGAUGGAAGGCAAAGGAUGGACUUUUGUUGUUUCUCACUGUUUCUGGGACGUGGGAAACGAGAUGAGACGUUCAGGGUGGUUUGGUGCGGAGGAAGGAGAAGAAAUGUGUUCUGGCGUUGGAUCAUUCACCGUGUCUGGACAUCCAUCACGUGCCUGGCUUUUCAGAGGGAUGGUCUACUUUGUACAAUUGCAAUUUUCUGCAGAUGGAAUGCAAACUGGAAACUGGAGACUGGAAACAAAGAACGCACGUGAUCAUAUUGUACAGUGACGUGAAGUUGAGAUUUGAGUAAACAUACAGGGUCAUGUGGUGGUGGC
This is a messenger RNA of Aspergillus heteromorphus CBS 117.55, 2221 nucleotides long. RefSeq lists its product as uncharacterized. The record is from RefSeq and is a predicted model, not a curated record. The transcript has 3 exons. The coding region runs from base 1 to 1833 and encodes 610 amino acids. NCBI's taxonomy places the organism in Eukaryota, Fungi, Ascomycota, Eurotiomycetes, Eurotiales, Aspergillaceae.